Podospora anserina S mat+ is the source of this 2583-nucleotide messenger RNA. RefSeq lists its product as uncharacterized. The coding region runs from base 1 to 2583 and encodes 860 amino acids. The transcript has a single exon. The record is from RefSeq and is a predicted model, not a curated record. NCBI's taxonomy places the organism in Eukaryota, Fungi, Ascomycota, Sordariomycetes, Sordariales, Podosporaceae.
AUGGAUCCUUCCUACCCACCGAGACCAAGACCUCCACUCCGUUCUGCCACUUCAGGCUCUGUCAGCAGGAUAUCUACCGUGUCUGACAUUACCGACUUUGACAACUUCCGCGACGAGACAGGGGCCGUAAUCCCCCCACGGCCUUCUUUGGUGUCACUCCAGUCAGACGACAGCCUACGACAACAGUUUGGGAAACGACCCUAUGGUUCUGCCGAUGAUGUUGGCCACACUUAUGGGGGAGCCUCAACCGGAUGGACGUCGUUCAUGGGCAAUGGAGGCGGCGCAUAUGAGCCAAUAUCAUCGCCCACCCUCAUAGCACCACCUCAGAAUGCCGGCCCCAGUUUUGCCCAGAGACAGCAACAACGACGCCACGAUGCGAUUCCGGAAGAGGAAGACGGUAUUGACCUUGGGUUAAUGAAGUCCGCUGCCCCGUUGGGAGGCGAGGAACCACCAGCACCCGGCCCGCGAGUCUCUAGAGCACCAACGUUCGAUGUUAGCAGCGCGCUGGGCCCUGCGACAAAAGCCGAUGAAGAGUUCUGGAAGGCAAUACAGGAGCAAGAGGCACAGGGGAAGUUGACGGGGGGCUUGGGGAAGGGCAUCAAAGCGGAAGCGACAAUCACGGAAGAUUAUUUGCUGGCAAUAACUCCCGUGACGGAACGACCCCCGAGCCGCACAUUCUCCGUCUCGAGACGCAGCAGGCGGCUAUCUCACACUGACACAGUGAAGAAAAUGGCACAGAAUGAGGCCAACAAACGCGGAGAAGUAAUCGAGGUGGUCAUGACAGAGGACACCGGCACUCAGUCCAAAUUUGAUCUCAGCCUGGUUGGUGGCCAUGAUCCGAACGUGGAGGACGAGCCAGGACAGUUUGCCAUGAGGCAGACGACCUUUCCAACAAACGCCAGCAAAACAGAGGUCUUUUUUCCACAGCCCAACUGGAAGCCAUUUUCCAUGAGAUGGCCGUACUUGAUAUGGUUGAUUGUGGUAUCCAUUGUUAUGGCCGUAUCCGUGGAAAUCCUCUACCGAAGCUCUGCCCAGGACGCCCUGGUCAAAUUUCAAUCACCCAACGAUAUCUCGACCGCCCAGUACUUUGCUGUCAAGUUUCUACCGAUGGCCAUUGCGGCCACAUAUGGUGUCAUGUGGCAGGUUACCAACUUUGAUGUCAUGCGUCUUGAGCCGUUCUAUCAGCUAUCCAAGGAAGGAGGAGCACUGGCGGACGAGUCCAUCAACGUCGAGUAUCUGACACAAUUCGUCUGGCUGCGUCCAUUUCGGGCCAUCCACUGCAAACACUAUGCUGUAGCUGUGUCGUCAACAGCCAGCUUGCUCGCCAACACAUUGGUUCCUGCCCUUGGAGCCGCCUCUUUGAUCAUAACCCCUGACCGCAACACUCGUCUGGACCGCCCUCACAUAGAAAAGAGCAUCCUCAUACACCACGUCUGGUCCCGUCUUUUGACAACCUUGCUCGUCAUCAUCGCCGCCUUUGGGUGCGUCCUAUUCUAUCAGCUCCAAACCCGCCGGUCUGGCCUAUUAGCCGACGUCAAAGGCAUCGCUGGCCUCGCCGCCAUGGCAACAGUCAGCCACAUCCUCAUGGACUUCAAAGACAUGGACGUAGCCACCCACCAAGACAUUCACAGCAAACUAAAAGAUCAUCGCUACGUCCUCCGCAACUCAUCCCUCGCCCCAGACGACACCAACCCCCCUUCCAUCCAAGAACGGGAAAAAUACACCAAAAACCACCUCUCUGCUAACCCUCAUCCCAUGAUGCUCCGCCCAGCCGGGGCAUACCCCUUGAUAUCCGGCAUCUUCGCCUUCAUCGCCCUCAUUCCCAUAUUCCUCUUCACCCCCGCCACAGUCUUGACCGACCGCGCCCCCUGGUUAAUAACCGUCUUGGCCGUGUGCAUCAAGCUCUCCUGGGGAGCACUAGAGACAGACGUCCGCCUCAUGCAACCAUACUACCUCCUCUCCCAACGACACGCACCCCCAAAGACGCUAACGCUCGAUUACACCGCCAUGCCCUUUGGCUGGGUAGCCAUCAGAGGCCUAAUCAACAAACACUGGCUAGUCUUCUUCGUCGGCUUCGGCACAAUCCUCACAGAGAUCCUCACCGUGCUGGUAACCUCCCUAGCAACAGUCGAAGGCCGUGUUUUCAUCUCCUCCGCCCCCACAGCCACCGCCACCUCGUUGGAUCUCAACGCCGGACAGGAGACAAUUCCAUCUUUCUGGAUAAGCUUCACGCUUGCUCUGUUGAUUCUGCUGUAUAUGGGGGUGUUGAGCGUCGUUACCCAUUUGAAAAGGAGGAGGGUGUUCUUGCCGAGGCAACCGAAUACUAUUGCGAGUGUGCUGGCUUACAUACACCAGAGCAAGAUGCUUUAUGACUUUGUGGGGACGGCCAAGUUUGGGAAUAGGGAGAUGGAGGGGUGGCUGGAAAGAGUGGGGAAGAGGUAUGGGCUGGGGUGGUUUAGGGGAAGGGAUGGGCAGAGUCAUUGUGGGGUUGAUGAGGAGGAGCUGGUGAGUGAGUGGAGGGUUGGGUAUGAUUACAGUCGGGCGACGAGGCCUUGGGAGGAGGAGGGGAGGAAUUGGUUGUAG